Molecule: messenger RNA, 4352 nt
Organism: Pelodiscus sinensis (Chinese soft-shelled turtle)
Lineage: Eukaryota; Metazoa; Chordata; Testudines; Trionychidae
Source: RefSeq, a predicted model, not a curated record
AGCUGCACAGCACAGACAGAGCUGAGCCCAGCAGCACAAACAGGGGAAGCAGGACAGCCUGCAGCACUCAGUACUGUGCUGCUGGAGAAGGACUCAGUGAUGGCCCAAUGCCCAGGAGCAGCAGCACUGGCCGUGCUGGAUGAGAUGCUGGAGAUCACGGCCCAGAGCCUUGUGCGCACAGAGGUGGCUGAGCACUACCAGGUCAUCCGGGAGCUGGGCAGGGGCAAGUAUGGCCAUGUGGUGCUGGUGACUCACAGGCAGAGAGGGACGCCCAUGGCUCUCAAGCUGCUUCCCAAAGCUCACACCAAGCUACAAACCUUCCUGUAUGAGUACUGCGUGGCGCUCUCCCUCGCCACCCAUCCUGCCAUCAUCGGCAUGUUUGGUAUUGCCAUUGAGUCCAGCCAGCACUAUGGCUUUCUCUAUGAGCCCGCACUGCACAGAGACCUUAUCUCCAUCAUCAAGCCACGGGACGGGAUCCCUGAGCCAGCUGCCAAGCAGUGUGCCAAGCAGUUGGUGAGCGCGCUGGAGUUUAUACACAGCCGGGGGCUGGUGUACCGAGACGUCAAGCCCGAGAAUGUGCUGCUCUUUGACCCUGAGUGCAAGUGCAUCAAGCUGACUGACUUCGGGCUCACCCGACCCAAGGGCACUCGGCUCAAGCUAGUGGCAGGGGUGAUCCCCUACACUGCUCCAGAGCUGAGCAACACCACCAAUGCCCAGGGCCUGCCCAUUGAUGCCAGCCUGGAUGCCUGGGCCUUCGGUGUGAUGCUCUUCUGCCUGCUGACUGGCUACUUCCCCUGGGAGCAAAGCCUGCCAGCUGACCCCUUUUUUGAGGACUUUAUGCUAUGGCAGGAGUCGGGGCUGGCUGAGGACCUGCCACGACAUUGGAGGCGCCUGACAGCUGAGGCCACCCACAUGCUGCGGAGCCUGUUGGCCCUGGAUCCUGCCCAGCGCAGCCCUGUCAGCGGAGCCCUGCAAUAUGUCAACAGCCCCUGGAGAGUGGAGAACUGGCAUGAUAUUCUGCAUUGUUUACCUGUUAACAAUAUGCUGUCCUUUGCUGUGGAUCUCAUUAGAUUGACCAGGUCAACGACCACCAUGUUUCAUGUACUAUAUGGUAUCCAGUGCUCCGUGGGUGACACAGCUGAAUUGCCAAUUCCCUACAGUCACACCAGCCCCUUCGUAUGAUGGGAGGGAGGAUUCAGAGAGGAAGACUUGGAACUGGAGUUGUUAGCUCAGAACAAUAAGGCUUAAUGAGAGCGAGAGCAUUUGCAAGAAGCAACUCCCUUCAGGAAUGGCAGCAUCAGGUCUCUUUUCUAGCUGUUCCCUUUCCUCAAGGGCCCUGGUGAAUAAAUGAGUUCAUUUCCUGUAACUGUCUGCAGAUGGGCAAAAAUGGGGGGAGUGUUUUAUCCACCAUGCUGAGGCAAGCUUCCCAGGCGAAGAAGAAAGAAGGAUCAGGCCCUCUUUAGAAAAAGGACAAAGAGGCAUUCACACAUCCCCAGAAGGAUGUCCCCUAAUGGGACCAAAGCCUGUAAACACAGCUGAGGAGAAGCCCUUGAAGAGCAGAAACUAUGAUAAUGGGUUAAGCUGCAGUUUCACACUUAAACUCUCCUGUAACCUAAUCUCUUCCCUUGAAACACCCCCAGUAGUUACUGUUGCACAGAAUUGGAGCUGGGGGCUGUAAUCUCAAACCACAUUGCACACAAUGAAUGAAAAGAUUCCUGCUCCAGUCAUCUUCAAUAAUGGAACAAUUCCUCACCUACCCUUCCCCACACAGUAUUCCUAUUGCUGGUGAAUGUUAGUUCUAGUAGCAGUGACACAGAGGUGUCACGCACUGUCAGCGCUAGGGUGUGAGGCACUGUCUACUUGCAGAAGUCAGUCAUCCCAUGACCGGUCAGUUAUAGACAGAGACAGUGGCUGCAUCCCAGGAUAGGUUCAACAACCACACAGCUCAGUGCACUGCCUGGUGCACCACAGAGAUGAUUUGUUGAGAUAGUUAUAAACCAAACACUGUCAAUCCAUUUAAAUGACUCUUUAACAGGGUGAGAAAUGUUCUCUUGGCAGCAGGUGAGUUUCUGGGAACCCCUCCAAAAGCGGAAGUACAGAAGCACUUCUGUGCAGAGAGAGACGAUGUAGAGGACAGAGGAUCAACACGCUGCUUUCCCACAAUUUAAUCACCUCCUCCUAUGGGGCCAUGUUAAAAGACUGGCAGAACACUGUUGUCAGAGCUUAGAUAGGUUAGUUUGCAAAAGGGCCUGGUGUUUACUGAGACAGGGAGAGGGAGUUAAUAGCUUGUUGUGAAAGGAGGAUGAGCCAAACUAUGUCAUAAAGCUGGAUAUAACAGAAAGAACCCAGGAUAGGAAAAUAGUGGUCCAAGCAAAAGAACGGGAAGUGGAAGAAUGAAGGUAGGUAGCAAAAACUCAUAAAAAAAAGGAGGGGGAAAUGGCAAGUCCAAGAAAAAUAGAAGGAAUGGUGGCAUGAGCUUAAAAAGCUGGACUUAUAGAGACAGCUCCUGGGUGCUCCUCACAGGCAGUGUUUCCUGUAAGUUAAGUGCUUGGGCAGACACCCAGGAGAGAUUCAAAUGCUGCCCAGCUGAUUAGCAGAGCACCCACAGCUAGCAGCUUGUAUUUCUACUGGUGGUGCACAUCCACACAUGCCCUGGUACACAUAGCAAAAUGUUUUCUGCACAUGGAUGGAAAAAAUAGCCAGAACACUGCUCAGAGGGAUCACCUAGCUGGGAUACAUAUUGUCCAAAUUACAGAGAGGAUUGCAUAGUGGAGUAUUUGACCACCUUUCAUAGAAUAUGCAGGCUACCCAAAAUCCCUGAAGAACAGAAUGACUGUCUUACUUCCCAAAUGGAUUGUGAAAGCUUUACAAGAGCUUAAUGCUAUGAAUGUAAAUUAUGCCAUAAUGUAUGAGCUGUUAUAAAAUGGUUUCAGGUUACUCCUGAGGCAUAUCACCUAAAGGGUAGAAACCACAACAAACUUGAUAAAUUAAAUCACUGGGGAUAUGAUGGCUACCGGUCAGUUGCAGAUUGGUUUGGAGUGUGGAAAUCUACCACUGGUGCUGUACUGCUACAAGUGCGAAGGGCAAUAAAUUGUAUUCUGCUACAGAGGACUGAGACUCUGGGAAAUGUGCAUGGCAUAGUGGCUGGCUUUGCCGACAUGGGAUUUCCCAAUUAUGGAGGGGGGCAAUAGAUGACACACACAUUCAGAUUUUAGCACCAGCGCACCUUGCCACCAAGUACAUCAACAGGAAGGGAUGCAAUGCAGGCACCUGUGGAUCACCAGAGGCAUUUCAGACAUGACCAUGGGAGGUCUGGAAAAGUUCAUGGCAUCUUCAGGAACACUGGCUGUACAGAAAGCUGCAGCUGGGGACUUUCUUUCCAGACCACGAGAUUACAGUAGGGAAUGUAGAAAUGCCUAUUGUGAUCCUGAGAGACCCAGCUUACCCUUUGCAACCCUGGCUUAUAAAACGGUACAUGGGGCACCUGGACAGCAGGAAGGAAUAUUUUAACAACAGGCUGAGUACGUGCUGGAUGGUGGUCGAAUGUGCCUUUGGCAGAUUGAAGGCAAGAUGGAGGUGUCUCUAUGGCAGGGUAGACCUCUCUGAGGACACUAUUGCCAUGGUUAUCACUGUGUGUUGCAUUUUGCAUAAUUUGUGACACUCUAAUGGGAAUUGUUUGCUCAGGGGUGGCGCACUGAAGCACAGCACUUGGCUGCAGAGUAGAGUUGUCAAAGAAGCUUAAAGGGCUGCUGUUGACAUCAGGGAGGCUUUGAGGGUGCACUUUGAAAAUGGGGGGCACUGAAAUAAACCUUUGUUACAAUCGCUUCCAAGCUGAACCCCCCAACCAAUGCAACACACAUCCGAGGACAAGCCUUUAAUGUCUGCACCUGGGAUUACAGUGACUGGUCUCUGAGAUUGUUGAACAGUAAAUAAAAAUGUUGUACCAUUAUAGAAGUGUGCCUUUAUUCAUCAGUGCACUGAAACACAAUAAAGCACCCUUCCGACAACUGAAAAGGGAGAUGCUGUUGAAGGGUUACCCCUCACAAAUGAGUGUAGGUCCAGAUCUCAUAAUCAAAGUUGGGAGAGCAUGUGGAGUACAUUGGAAAAUGAGGAUGCUGAAUGAGUGAAAAAGAAUGUGAGAGCAUAGAGGGGGGGUUGCUGGACACACAAAUUUGAAUCUGUUGUGGGAGUGGGGAAGUGACAAACCUGUGUUGGCUCACUAUGCUGCUUGAUUAAACACUUGAGAAUCUCUGUCUGUUCCUCUAUCACGCUGGUCAUGCAUUCUGUGGCCUGCCUGCCAAAGAUCUGGUUAUCCUUGUGGUUCUGCAGCUCCAUUUCCAAGUGUUCCCAAU